AUGUCUCGGCACGUCCUGCUGUCGCGGCUGGCAGAGCAGUUCCAGCCGUCCUCGCCGCCACCACCAGCUCACCGGUUCCCGUCUCCGGAGGGCAGCAUCUCCCCUCGGACACCACCGUCUCCACAUUCACCCCCGCGCUCUCCUGACUCUCUCUCACAUCAUCGACUAGAUUUACUUCAGUUAGGUGAUAUAGAGAUUGCAGGGAGAGCACUUAAACAAUACGCUAGAGCCACGGAGUUGGGAGCCCUGAUGUAUUGCAGUGGUCUCGGAGCGCUGUACAGCGGUGCUGGUGUCUGGCCUCUCUUGAUGCCGCGCGCCUCACCACCAUUCGUGCGUCCACCCAUUGACCACGCUAGACAUACACCGCCCAGAGAUGAUGACGAGGAAGAACUUCCUCUCAAUUUAUCGACAAAAAAUCGCCAAAUAUGGUCACCAGGAAGCGCAUGUGAGCGCGAAAAAGUGGAAGUUGGAGAAGAAUCCCCAAUUUCUCGAUGGGACGGACAUGAUGACAUUGACACACCUCUCGAACUAGUCAAGAGGUGCCGCAGCAACCCUGACGAAGCUGAGCGUCCUCCGAGCACAGAGCCGCGACGAUGCCCCUCAGCACCCGCGCAUCAAACCUACCCAAUCAAACCUUCACCAACCGGAGAUCUCAAUUUCUCUCUACUCCUCAAAAAUGAAAACAGAAAUGAAAAAUCAUUCCAAUGCAAGCAAUGCGGGAAGUGCUUCAAGCGGUCGAGCACGCUGUCAACUCACCUGCUGAUCCACUCGGACACUCGGCCUUACCCCUGUCAGUACUGCGGCAAGCGGUUCCACCAGAAGUCCGACAUGAAGAAGCAUACCUACAUACAUACAGGUGAGAAACCGCACAAGUGUGUAGUGUGCUCAAAGGCGUUCAGUCAGAGCUCUAAUUUGAUCACCCAUAUGCGCAAGCACACUGGCUACAAGCCAUUCUCGUGCGGGCUGUGUGAUAAGGCCUUUCAGCGCAAGGUAGACUUGCGUCGCCACCGCGACUCCCAGCACUCUGACGUGGCCGAACCCUCCACCACUCUGCAGAUCCCGCACCGCUACAGGUAUUACGGAGACGAAUCACCAGCACCCCUCACACCCCUUGUCACCAACUAA
Spodoptera littoralis (African cotton leafworm) is the source of this 1125-nucleotide messenger RNA. The record is from the annotation of a GenBank genome assembly. NCBI's taxonomy places the organism in Eukaryota, Metazoa, Arthropoda, Insecta, Lepidoptera, Noctuidae.